Penaeus indicus is the source of this 231-nucleotide messenger RNA. It is a transcript of the gene SIFa, whose product is annotated as FMRFamide-related neuropeptides-like. The record is from RefSeq and is a predicted model, not a curated record. The coding region runs from base 1 to 231 and encodes 76 amino acids. Lineage: Eukaryota; Metazoa; Arthropoda; Malacostraca; Decapoda; Penaeidae. The transcript is spliced from 2 exons.
AUGUCCGUUCAAGCCCGAGUUGUGCUGGCCGUCGCCCUCGUCCUCGUCGUCCUGGCCGUGUUCACCGAGCCCGUGUCCGCCGGCUACAGGAAACCCCCCUUCAAUGGGUCCAUCUUCGGCAAGCGCUCCGGUGGAGAUGCUGUCUACGAACCCAGCAAGGCCCUUGCCUCUGCCUGCCAGAUCGCUGUUGAGGCCUGCUCUGGCUGGUUCCCCGGACCCGAAAAGAAGUGA